AUGGAUGAUAUAAUUAGUGGUAUUUUGCAGCUAAUCGGUGGUAAUGUUAAGCUCUCGCGUCCUCCCAAUAAAUUGCAGCCAUUGGGUCCCUAUAGACCUGAUCUGUCUCUCUCGGCCACACGUAUUAACAAUCGCGGGCCACCAAAAGGACCAGGACCAUAUAUGAACCCAUUGAAUCAUCCAAUACCUAAUGCAGUUCCUCCCAGUGUAUUAAUAGGUCCGGGCAGACCGGCAGGUAUUGCUCUACCAUUCCCUCCGUCUCAUUUGGCACGACUUCCCAUACCUUUAAACAUAAUGCCUACGAAACCUCCGUUCGCUAUCCCCGAAAGUGAUGUGAGUUUUCUUUUAGGUUUAAUUAAACCACACAUUAAGGAUGAAAAGGAAAUGAUUGCUCUGAAGAAUCUGCCCAAACUUCAAACCUCACAAAUGAGUGAUAAAAUCAAAGACAAAACACUCAUUAAUUCUGUUAUCAAUUCUCGGCCCAUAUUUACAGACAAAUAUUUGACCAAUCCUUCCAAAAUCCAAGAUCAACCACACACUCCACCACCAUCUGGUCCGGUCACUGAUUGGGUGCCGGUAUUAGUGCCUUCAAGUGCUACGAGCCAUGACGUGACUUCAGACGAGCCAAUCAUCAUAACAAUGCCUGAAGAGCCCAGUGUUUUCGAAGUGAUUGUCAAGCAACAAAUUGGUCCCAAGACUUCCACUUCUUCUGUGCCAACAAUAGAUCCGACACCAGUUCUCCAGAUACCAAAUAUUGCCACUGUUAUCACCACUCAAAGUAUCAAUUCAACCACAGUUUCAACAAAUGCACAAAUAACCAAAACAGCCGUCAAUUCAUUAAUAAAUUUGUCAACAAAUUUGGCCCAAAAUGUUAGCGGCGACGACGCCGAUGUAGUCUAUGGACGACCGCCUCCUCACAACGUUCACAAACCCAUUGCCCCCUCUUUUACCAGCAGUUCAGAGGAAAUCAUUACACUCUUAGGUUCGGCUGAAAUGUCUUCGACUUCGACCAGAAAUAGUAUGACUGCUAUCGGAAAACCAAUUGUAGUUCCGGUGGAAAUGGAUGAAGUGAAGCCUCAUGCGGGUCCCAUUCGACCCAACCCUAACCACCACAAUCGACAUUCACCAGGUUCUCCUAUCAAUGCCAAAGCACCGACACUACAGGUAGGAUCGGGAGUUAUUGUUAGUGGGGAUGAUAAUAGUAAUGAUAAGAAAGGAAUUCUUCAGCCAAACGGACAGACAUCCCAGACUAAGCCAUUGAUUGUAAGGCGGCCACCAUUUAGACCCCGUCCUAAUGUACCGAUUGUAAGAAUAGACACCUGUAUUGUGGGCGACGACUCGACCUGUGAGACCGCACUUAAUGAGAAAUGUUUAACAGAAUUGGGUCUGAGUUCGUGUCAGUGCAGACCCGGCUUUUCUAGAGGUCAGGCGCGCAGUCCAUGCAUUCCUGUUGUAUCGCUGGCCCUAUCCUUAAAAGUGGACAAAAUUGGAGAUAAGAAGCUAUUAUUUAGUCGUAAUUUACUUAACUCUGACUCUGAAGACUACCAAUACCUUGAAUACGAAAGUCUUCAGGCGAUUAACUCUAUAUUCUCGACAUCGAAGUUAAAUAAAGUCUAUUUGGGAUCCAAAGUGAAUAAGUUUUACUCAGUGGCCGGAAAGACAAUCGUAAACGCGAGCAUAAAUCUAGAGCUGAAUAACGCCACUUCCAACCCAUCCAUCAAACGGUAUGUCCAGCAGGACUUGACUCGAGUGAUAGCCGUCCGCAACAAUAAUAUCGGCGAAAGUCAGCUCUGGGUUGAGGGCAGUCUUAACGCCAUUCCCAGAGUGGAGGAUCUGAAUGAAUGCUCAAACACUGAUUUGAAUGAUUGUUCAAAACAUGCCAAAUGUGUCAAUGAAUUCGGAACCUUCCGGUGUGAGUGUGAAUCGGGAUAUGAAGACAAGUUUGCAAACGACAAACAAAAGUCGGGCCGGUUUUGCGCUAAUUGUUCGCCACAAUACUGUUCCAAUAGAGGAGAGUGUCUUAUUGUGAACGGCCACAGAGAGUGCAAAUGUAAAGCAAACUUCAUUGGAUCCAAAUGUGAUAUUGACGCCGAAGUAUUAGGGGUUGCUUUGGGAGGAUCUGUUGCAGCGCUUAUCAUAAUUAUAAUCACAUUCUUAUGUCUAUAUAUGUGGAAAUGGAAAAGAGAACAGCAAAAGAUGGAAGCUAUGAGUGCUGCGAGCGGUCAUACAUUCAGUUAUGUCAAUAAACAGGCGGCCACUGCUUAUAGACUGACAAUUGAUGAUCGGAUGAGAUGGGCUCAGAUCGCAGAAGCCAUGGCAUCCAAUCCCACGUAUUCUACAAAUUAUUAUGUCAACCCUGAGCAAAUGUCCUCUAGUCAUAGUCAGCAUCACAUGAACCACGUCUACGCCACACCUAAUCGGGUCUCUUCUUCGGGAACUCUUCUUAACGACGAUCUCUGCGCCUAUGAGUCGCGUCAAUACAAUCGUUCUCUUCGACCAAAAUCUCGGGCCACGUCUACAACUCAUGGAUACUCUGCGAGAACAGGACUGGUCUUCAAUGUGAUUGCAAUUGUGAUAGAAGUGACACAACUGUCCAAACAAUCGCAGAGCACUUCCCAGACAUAUCACAAACAAACACUAUUUCCGACCAUUUGA
Oppiella nova is the source of this 2655-nucleotide messenger RNA. NCBI's taxonomy places the organism in Eukaryota, Metazoa, Arthropoda, Arachnida, Sarcoptiformes, Oppiidae. The record is from the annotation of a GenBank genome assembly.